AUGGAGCAGACCUCAACCCCACGUGUCAACUGCGGUCUUCUAGACUCGUAUGUUGGUCGCAAUGUUAUGGUCGUCGGCAGAGUUCAACAGCUGCGCGGCGACGUUGCACUCAUUGAUGCAGAUGGAAACGUCACCGCAAAUCUGAACCGAGACUCGCACCUCCUCGUCGGCAACGCCGCGCAAAUCAUUGGCAAAGUCAACCCGGACCUGACCAUCAAAGUCCUGAGCUCCCACGACCUCGGCCCGAACGUCGACAUGAACGUCUCGAGGGCGGUCGUUGAGACGUCCCAGAAGCUCAAGGCGCUGUUUGAGUAUGACGGAUCAGAGCAGCCGCAGCAUUGA
Molecule: messenger RNA, 342 nt
Organism: Pyricularia oryzae 70-15
Lineage: Eukaryota; Fungi; Ascomycota; Sordariomycetes; Magnaporthales; Pyriculariaceae
Exons: 2
Coding region: 1-342 (113 amino acids)
Biological process (GO): nucleotide-excision repair; DNA replication; double-strand break repair via homologous recombination
Cellular component (GO): site of double-strand break; nucleus; DNA replication factor A complex
Molecular function (GO): single-stranded DNA binding; damaged DNA binding
Source: RefSeq, a predicted model, not a curated record